Molecule: messenger RNA, 1584 nt
Organism: Drechmeria coniospora
Lineage: Eukaryota; Fungi; Ascomycota; Sordariomycetes; Hypocreales; Ophiocordycipitaceae
Product: vacuolar ATP synthase subunit H
Exons: 3
Coding region: 1-1584 (527 amino acids)
Biological process (GO): proton transmembrane transport
Cellular component (GO): fungal-type vacuole membrane; vacuolar proton-transporting V-type ATPase, V1 domain
Molecular function (GO): proton-transporting ATPase activity, rotational mechanism
Source: RefSeq, a predicted model, not a curated record
AUGUCGCUCGACCCGCCGACCUACCUGGCCUCGCUGCAGAGCAACAUCCGCCAACGGCCGAUCCCUUGGGACGGUGCCGUCAGAGCGGGCACCCUGACGGACGAGCAGUACGCCAAGAUCCGUGCCGUCGACAAGGCCAAGAAGCUCGAGCAGCGCGUUCAGAUUGUCGAGAAGGACGUCGAUGGAUACCGGCGCCUAUUCGUCGGCGGUGGCCCCGGCCAGCCCAGCGUCUUGGAGACGGCGGGAAAGCACGCCAACGUCGUCCAGUACACCCUAGUUCUGCUGGCCGACCUGCUCGACGGUACGCUACGCUCCUCUCCGGCCCGCUCCGGGGACGCACGGGAGCAAGGGGAGGCGGUCCCGGCGAGACCGGAUGCCAAACCCGUCCUCGCCUCCCUCGCCUCCCUCGCCAUCCUCUCCCCCGUCCAUCCUCGGCGUUUAUAUGAUGCCGUCCCGUCCCUUGCUUCGUCGCUUCUCGAAACGUCGGAUGCCUAUCAACAUUUCUUGCCGCUGCUGCGCUCCAACACGACCGAGGAUCCCAUCCCCUUGCUCACCUCGCAUGCCCUCAUAACCCUCAUGACCGUCUCGCGAGACGAGUCCGGCUCGACGCUGCGGGCCCUUCCCGUCAUCCUCACCUACCUGUCCGGCCUCGCCAAGAGCACCGACGCGGGGCUACAAGACAUUGCCGUCCAAGAGUACUCGGCCCUGCUCUUCGGCCACGUCUCGCGCGACCAUUUUUGGAAGCAGCGCAGCGAGACCGUCACACCCCUCGUCGCCAUCCUCCAGGCGGCCGCCGGCAUCGGCGCUGAAGGCAACUCGGCCGCCAGCCUCUGGAGCGGCACCGCCAACCUUCGCGGCGGCGGCUUCGAAGGCUCCCUCGGCGGCGGCGUCGGCCUGCAGCUGCUCUACCACGUCCUGCUCGUCAUCUGGCAGAUGAGCUUCGAGGCCGAGGACAUUGGCGACGACCUGAACGACGAGUACGACAUUGUGCUGCUCUACACCCAUCUGCUGCGCCUGUCGCCCAAGGAGAAGACGACGCGGCUGCUCGUGUCGACGCUGUACAACCUGCUGGAGAAGAACCAGCGAUCGCUGCUGCCGACGGCCGUCCUCGCCCGCCUGCCCGCGCUGCUCGACAAUCUCUCGAGCCGCCACCUGACGGACGCCGACCUUCUCGAGGACCUCGAGGCCUUGAAGGAGCUGCUGGACGAGUACACCAAGACGAAGACGACCUUUGACGAGUACGUCGCCGAGGUCCAGGCCGGCCACCUCCGCUGGUCGCCGCCGCAUCGGAGCCAGGUGUUUUGGGCCGAGAACGCGCGCAAGAUCCUCGAGUUUGAGAACGGCGAGAUCCCCCGCAAGCUCGCCCACAUCAUGCAGCAGCCGUGGGACAACGACAAGCAGGUGCUGGCCAUUGCCUGCAACGACAUUGGCUGCCUCGUCACCGAGGUGCCGGAGAAGCGGUACCAGUUGGAGAAGAUUGGCCUGAAGAGGAUGGUCAUGCAGCUGAUGCAGUCGGACGACGAGAACGUCCGGUGGGAGAGCCUGCGGGCGCUCGGCGGGUGGCUCAAGUACAGCUUCGAGUAG